Molecule: messenger RNA, 1403 nt
Organism: Sinocyclocheilus grahami
Lineage: Eukaryota; Metazoa; Chordata; Actinopteri; Cypriniformes; Cyprinidae
Gene: ppp1r1b
Product: protein phosphatase 1, regulatory (inhibitor) subunit 1B
Exons: 5
Coding region: 257-790 (177 amino acids)
Biological process (GO): intracellular signal transduction
Cellular component (GO): cytoplasm
Molecular function (GO): protein phosphatase inhibitor activity
Source: RefSeq, a predicted model, not a curated record
CCGACUCCAAACACUGUGAGAGGGAGAAAACCAGAGGUCACUGAUAAGAGAAAGGAAAAAAAGAGGCCGCCGGCAUAUCUGAGAGGCUCAACAGACAGACAAAUCAGAGAAGAGUCAAGGAGAGAGGAGACAGCGCCACCAGCACUGAAGAAAGCUGCCUGGAGGACGCCACGUGUGUGUGUGCAUAUGUAUGUUGAGACAGGCAUAGGUAGAUUCCAGGGAUAUUUGUGAGACUGACAGAGGACCAAAGCACAUCAUGGAUCCCUCGACUCCAUCAGAGGGCCCCGUGGAACCCAAAGAAAGGAGGAAAAUCCAGUUCGCCGUCCCGCCAACAGAACCGACUCAGCUGGACCCUCGGCAGGUUGAGAUGAUUCGACGACGAAGACCCACACCUGCCACUUUGUUCAAGGUAGCAGACCAAACAUCUCCUGAGGAUGACAUCUCCACCCAUCAGUGGGUUGUAGGAGAAAAUGGUGUCCUCAAGCCAAAACGAAUCAACCCAAAUAUCUACCAGCCACCAUCAUUAAAAGCCGUGCAGCAGAUGGCUGAAGCUCACAUGCAGAAAUUAGGUGUGUAUCCUCAAGUAGAGGAGGAAGGGGAGGAGCCUAUUCAGAGAGGGGGGGAGGAGAUUUCCUCAUCCUGCACACCUGAUUCACAGGAGCAAAGGGACAUGGCAGAACACCAGCCCGGCAUGAGAAAGGCAGGAGCCACAGCACCAACUGAUGAAGAGGAGGAGGAGGAAGUAGAAGCAGACAAUAUGGCAAAGGAUGAGUGCAGAAAUGUGGACUGAUAAAGUUUGAGGAACUUUAGAGAUUUUUUUUUCAUAAUGCAGAACCUUGUUUGGAUAUCAGAAUUAUUGUUUAUUGAUAACUGGCUGUCAAUAAUUCCAUCACUUGAUAAAAAACGGCUGUCUGUUUGUAUUCAGAGACAAAAAGAGACUUAAAAAAAAAACUCUGAAAGACUGGAAUUUUGGAGUGGUCAAACAACCUCAAACAAUUCAUUCGCCCCGACAUUGCCAUGAAAUAGAAAUGCAUAAGGUUAAAUCCAUCAGCAGUCAUCUAAUAUCAUCCCUGCAUUUCAUACAUUCGAACAAAAAGCUAAAGUACAAAUGUUUAGUUCUAUGAGCAGCGCAGUAUGAAUGUGAAGUGUUGAGAAAUGUGUUCAUAUCAUGUCAUGUCAUGUUUUGUGUGUGUGUGUGUGUGUGUGUGUGUGUGUGUUUGAGUUGCUGUAUGUUUUGUUAUCGGUGUGUUUCUUUGGGCCUACACUGCCAUCUGGAGUACAGAGAAUUGUUAUACCGAAUCCCAUGAAAUCAUUUGCCAAAAACAAUAAUCCCAGAGCACAUGGAAAGGCUCAAUAUCUAAGUAUUUAGCAGCAUUAUUAUUUGUUAAACCAUUGCCAACACU